UCUGCGCCUUCGCGUCAUCAGCGCGCGUCCUGUCCUGUUUGGACCCGCAGUUUCAGUUCGUGAGUGACCAGCAGCAGCAGCACGAUGAUUUCAGCAGCGGUUCUGCGCGGUCUCGCGAGCCUGACCCGAGCACGAGCCGCUCACACAGCUCCGCUGGCUGUCAGAUGUUACUCUCAUGCAAAAGUGGAGACGGAUGAGGAGUUUGACUCCCGCUGGGUGACGUACUUCAGCAAACCCGACCUGGACGCCUGGGAGCUGCGCAAAGGUAUGAACACUCUGAUUGGAUACGACCUCGUUCCUGAACCGAAGAUCCUGGACUCCGCUCUGCGCGCUUGCAGGCGACUGAAUGAUCUGGCCAGUGCGAUUCGCAUCCUAGAGGCCAUAAAGGAUAAGUCGGGUCCUCAUAAGGAGAUCUACCCGUAUGUGAUCCAGGAGCUCCAACCCACGCUGCAGGAGCUGGGCAUCUCCACGCCGGAAGAGCUGGGCAUCCAUAAAGUCUAAUGCUGAUCAGGGAUCCUUCAGAGCAGCUAAUAAAGGUUUUUGAAGGGGUUUCUCUACCUCUCACUGUAUGAUAUUCAGGAAGUCAAACUCGUCUCGUCCCUUAUGAAAUAAAGGACCCAAUAAAUGAAGUAAUACUGAA
Ctenopharyngodon idella (grass carp) is the source of this 640-nucleotide messenger RNA. RefSeq names its product cytochrome c oxidase subunit 5A, mitochondrial-like. The transcript has 5 exons. Gene Ontology annotation, cellular component: mitochondrial inner membrane. Gene Ontology annotation, biological process: mitochondrial electron transport, cytochrome c to oxygen. The coding region runs from base 85 to 501 and encodes 138 amino acids. Lineage: Eukaryota; Metazoa; Chordata; Actinopteri; Cypriniformes; Xenocyprididae. The record is from RefSeq and is a predicted model, not a curated record.